Eimeria mitis is the source of this 1950-nucleotide messenger RNA. Its product is annotated as F14o23.7 protein, related, related. The coding region runs from base 1 to 1950 and encodes 649 amino acids. The record is from RefSeq and is a predicted model, not a curated record. The transcript has 14 exons. NCBI's taxonomy places the organism in Eukaryota, Apicomplexa, Conoidasida, Eucoccidiorida, Eimeriidae.
AUGGCUGAAAAAGUUCAGCCCGAUCUGCUGAUCCUUGCAGCUCCUGCGAUGUAUCAAGCCCCAGGGUGUAUCGCCAACUUUGCUGAAUGUAUCAAGCCCCAGACGAAGCAGGGGAAAUGCCAUGAGUUUGUCAGGAAGACAAAAGCGCCGUUUCCUCCGGGCCUUCAGCAGACAGAUUUCGACGAAGAUGAACACGAAGUAUAUGAACUAACCGAAGCAUGGCAUGCUGCUCCAGUAUUAACGAGCGAGAAGAUAUUGAACAGAAACUGCAGAACAGCUGCUGCAUGGGAGAGGCCUCAGGGGGAUGCACCGGAGCCUUUCUUCAGAAACUGGGCGAAAAAUCACGACGAAAUUCACGACGCUUUCACCAAGGCCGAGCGACAAGGCAUGGAAUUUGUUCGAUUCAAAAUACCCCCAGAAACACCCUCUGGCGACUUGUGCGUUUUGCUGCUGGGGGAGUUCGACGGGUCUGGCGACUUGUGCGUUUUGCUGCUAGGGGAGUUCGACGGGGAGUGGACCGAGCAGCUGCAGCGAGCUGACCCGCCGCUGCCUCCUCAGUCCUGGCUAUCGAAGAGCCGCAGCAAAAGCCCGCAGGGAAGAGCACCCAAAGGAGCUGCAAUCUUAAAGGGAGGCAGACAGUGGAUUUUCCCGGUGCGAGCGCCGGCAUUCCCCGGGAAUUUGACCCCCGUUGGUGUUCCUCUUCAUAUUCGUGACGAUGCAGUUGAGGCUUUUGCUGCUGUCUCGCUUGUGCUGCCAGCAGCAGAAGCAGCAGCAGCAGCAGCACCAGCAGCAGCAGCAGCAGCUGCAGCAGCAGAAGAUACUACGGAAAAUGCUGCAACACGAGCAACAGCAGCUACAGCAGGUGCAGCAGAAGCACGAGCAGCAGAAGCAACAAUAGGAACAGCAGCAGAAACAGCAACAGGAGAAUCACCAGCAGCAGCAGCAGCAGCAGCAGCAGCAGGACAGCAAGCAGCACCAGCAGCAGCAGCAGCAGCAGCAGCAGCAGAAGAUACUACGGAAAAUGCUGCAACACGAGCAACAGCAGCUACAGCAGGUGCAGCAGAAGCACGAGCAGCAGAAGCAACAAUAGGAACAGCAGCAGAAACAGCAACAGGAGAAUCACCAGCAGCAGCAGCAGCAGCAGCAGCAGCAGCAGCAGGAGGACAGCAAGUGCUGCUGCUAUCCCUGACAGCUUCUGGGUUUCUUAACGACGACCCCGUGUUCUUUAAUCCUUACACCCGUUUGCUGCUGCCGUCGAAGCAGCUGCAGCAGCAGCAGCAGCAGAUGCAGCAGCAGCAGGAGUGGGAGCAGCUAGGCUUUCAGCCUCUACCCAGUGCAACAAAGCCAGCAGCAGAUGUGCUGCUGUCUGUACACCCCAACCUCUCUGACCUUCCUGAGGGUUUUCUCUUCAUUCAGAUCGAGGGACACGGCCCUGAGUACAGCAGCAGCAGAAGCAGCAGCAGCAGCAGCAACAACAACAGCAGCAGCAGCAGCAGCUGCUGCUGCUGCUGCUGUGCAAACGGGGAGGGUUUUCUCUUCAUUCAGAUCGAGGGGCACAGCCCUGAGUACAGCAGCAGCAGAAGCAGCAGCAGCAGCAGCAGCAGCAGCAGCGGCGGCGGCAACAUAGUGCACGUAGCAACGAUUGCGACUGGGCCCAAGGGCGUGGAGCAGCAGCAGCAGCAGCUGCAGCAGCAGCAGCAGCAGCGGCGUCGGCGACAGCAGCAGCAGCAGCAGCAGCGGCAGCUGAGUCGUGUGCUGCUGCAGACAGAAGCAACAACAACAGCAGCAGCAGCAGCAGCUGCUGCUGCUGCUGCUGUGCAAACGGACAACAACAGCAGCAGCAGCAGCUGCUGCUGCUGCUGCUGCUGUGCAAACGGGGGCUUCUGUAUCGGCAGCUGCUACGCUGGCAGGCAGCCAGCACUCCCCUCAGGUGUAUGUACAGCUGAAUGA